AUGACUCAUUAUGCUGGCUUUGCUGUUAAUCGAGAGUGCAGGACCCCUCAUAAUGGAUCAGGCUUUCUCUGUGAUGACCGAGUCACCUGUCUGCCCCCCUCGGCCCUCUGUGAUGGGUCUUUACUUUGGAAGGACCUCACACUGAUUACUUAUAGGCAGACACCUGGUAUUACUAAGUUCACAUGUGUUUCAGGUGAUCUGCCCAACAACCUCCCGAGCAACCUUGUGUUUUGGUGUGGAAACUCUCGGUUCUGGAUUUUUGUAGAUAAAAAGUGCAACAAGAUAAACGACUGUGGGGACUGCUCAGAUGAGAUAGGCAUCUACUUUUUAUGUAUUUCUAUCAACACAUCAAAUGGCUUUUCCAGUGAAUGGAAAACAUCCAUCAUCAUUUUACUGUGCUUUUUGUGCCAUGUUAUUUACAUACCUAUAUGUGCAUGUUUCUUAGAUGCAGAUUGCCCUCCGUGUGGAUCGCAAUGGUGGACGUGCACCCCAGUCGAAUUCCAAUACUGUUUGUGUAUCCCUCGCUCCCUAUGUAAAGACGGCAGGCAGCACUGCUAUGACUGGUCAGAUGAGUACGUAUGCUCAGGUGGCUAGUAACCUCUACAUAACCUCACACAAUGAGGAAAUAUGGUCUCUGAAGUCUGAUGCUACACUUACAUUAACAGUAGGAGUAUUUGAGAAAUAAUAUAUGGGUUAAAAACACACAGUGUAAGAGUAAAAGUAAAUGUACACAUUGCUUUUGUACAUGUAGAAUAAUAAUAUACAGAGAGUAUACAGCAACAUACCAAAUGUAUUUAUUUUAAUUUGUUUUCUUUCAAAUGCAGUUUGACCACUUAAAUUCUUUUUUUUAACUUAAACGUGUUCUCUGAAAAUA
Clupea harengus (Atlantic herring) is the source of this 874-nucleotide messenger RNA. Its product is annotated as low-density lipoprotein receptor class A domain-containing protein 1. NCBI's taxonomy places the organism in Eukaryota, Metazoa, Chordata, Actinopteri, Clupeiformes, Clupeidae. The transcript is spliced from 5 exons. The record is from RefSeq and is a predicted model, not a curated record. The coding region runs from base 1 to 594 and encodes 197 amino acids.